UAACCUAUAAACCGACCUGGGAAAAAGCAAACAUGAAUACGUUUAACAGGGCUGAGAUAGAGCGGCAAGCUGCUGAAAAGCUACUUGAGGAAGCUAAAUCUCUGAUCCACGAUGCUAAGAUACGAGUCGAUAAAGGAGAAACAGAGGUUGAUGUGAGGUUAAAGUUGCGAAGUGUUGAUCUGGAUUUCUGGAGAGGAGAACUGGAUAAUAAACUUGCUCAGCUUAAACAGGAGAUUGAAGAGGCCCAUAGUUUGAAGAUCCGAACUGACAAUGAAGGAAGAAGUGUAUCUGAUCCAAUCAAGAUUACCCAACAGUGUAUCACCUACAGGACACAGAGACAAGGAUGUGAUCUGAUCAGGGAUGAGGUGGAUGGGAGCCUGGAUGUUGAAUUGGAAUCUCUAAACUCUGGACAAGGACUUCUAGGACAGACUAGUAUGCAGAUGGAAGAACAGCUGCGGCUGCUGAAGAAAUGCAAGUUUCUGAUCGAGAAGGAGCACAGUGAAAAGGAGUUGGCAAUCCAGGUAGAUGAGGUGGCAAAAGGAAUCAAGGUUACAAGUUUGGGCAGUGGUGGUAAAAAGAGUGGAAUAAAAACUACAUCAGUUCAACAUGGAAGAACUGGACACCCUGUAUCUGUCUCUGAUUGGGUCAACCUAACCCAGCAAAACCUGGAUAAGGCAACAAGACAAGUGGAGGGUUCUUACCAGCUUAGGUCCGUGGUAAAUGGAAUACUUGCUCAAGUUGCCUCAAAUAUGAAAACUUCGGUUGAUGUCACAAAUUUGGCUUUCAGCCGUCGGAUAGGAGAAAUCAGGGAAGCUAAAACAAAACUGGAAGAGCAGAAAGCUGAAACUAUUGUCAAAAUUCAAGAGGUUGAUGACACAAUUAAAUCUCUAGAGCAAGCUCUGAUGGCUAAACAGGGUCCUCUUGCAACUUGUCAGGCUAAAAUUCAGCAGAGAAAACUUAGACCUGGAAUGGAAUACUGCCAUGAUGAGGUUGAUGACCAUCUAAGUAGGGAGCAAGGAACACUUCUAGAGAUUAUAAAGAGACUAGAGGGAGGAAUUUUACAGGCGAAGCAUUGCUACAGUGGACUCCAGAAAACAUUAUUAGAAUUAGAGGAUGAAAUCUCAAAGAAGGCGAACAGCCUUUACAUCGACGAGGUCAAGUGUGGAACUCUUAGGAAGAGUAUUGCUCUCAACAUGUAUUAAGAAGACAUACUUUGCAUAGGGAGGGAACCCCAGGCCGCCAUGAGCCUCCCAGAUUUGCUAUGCAGUAGCGAGCCUCCGCUUACUAUGCAGGACAAAUUUUAUACUCAAACUUCCAAAGUUUUUUACGCAAAAAGGAAGAUAUAAAGAAAACAAAUUAAAAAUUAAUUCGAUUUGUUAAACUCUUUGAUUUAAGAAAAACUUUUGUUAUUUUUUUCCCCUAAAUUUGGAUAACUCUCAAAAACAAUAAUUUUGCAUUCUAAGAUUCAUCUAAACAUAAACAACAUUGUAAACAAAAGGUAUCGCUAAAAUGAGAGAUUUUAACAAAUCAAAUCGAAUUCACUUUAUAAUUUUUUUCUGAAUAUCUUCCUUUCCGCAUAAAAAACUUUUCAAGUUUUGUUAAAAAAAAUUUACUUCAUAGCGGAGGCUCGGCGUUGUAUACCUAAACUGAGAGGUUAAUGGAGGCCGUGGGUUCCCUCCUGCUGUAGGAUGAGGAUGAUCAUGUAUUAGGAAGAACGAAUAUUAGGAAAAUUGUAAUAAGUAUUUUCAUUUUAGUAGCCGAACUUGCCCUAUUUUCAGAAAUGUGUAGCUUUAAAAUCUAAACCUUCAGGAUUUUUUUUUUGGAGAAAUUCUCGUUAAAUUGCAGAAAAAAUAAUGAGUUUAAGGGAGAUAAUUUUUAAAUUUUCUGGUCAAGUUUUAACUAUUUUACCGUCUUUUCUUUAAAAUUGUGGCUAAAUGACGCUGACAAUACCCUAGGCACUCAACAAACAAGAUGUGUACAUAAAUUGCAAGGGAAACUCAAGUUGAUUUAAUUCGAUUAGUA
Molecule: messenger RNA, 2022 nt
Organism: Eurytemora carolleeae
Lineage: Eukaryota; Metazoa; Arthropoda; Copepoda; Calanoida; Temoridae
Product: tektin-1
Exons: 15
Coding region: 33-1202 (389 amino acids)
Biological process (GO): cilium movement involved in cell motility; cilium assembly
Cellular component (GO): nucleus; microtubule cytoskeleton
Source: RefSeq, a predicted model, not a curated record